Molecule: messenger RNA, 5468 nt
Organism: Triplophysa dalaica
Lineage: Eukaryota; Metazoa; Chordata; Actinopteri; Cypriniformes; Nemacheilidae
Gene: thsd7ab
Product: thrombospondin type-1 domain-containing protein 7A
Exons: 29
Coding region: 236-5284 (1682 amino acids)
Biological process (GO): actin cytoskeleton organization
Cellular component (GO): plasma membrane
Source: RefSeq, a predicted model, not a curated record
GUAGCAGUCCAAACGGUGGCUGACGUUCUCUAUUGUUCAGCCACAACGUUCUCCCGUUUGUAGUCAAGCAGAGGAGCAGAAGAGCAGGAGAUCUCCCACAUGCACCGUUCCUCCAGGGAACACUGACUCCAGGCAGCCAAACUCUUUCAGUCUGUGGUGCUGAAGUUCUUUCUCUGCUCUCGGCCAGUUGUCUCGUCCUCCUGAACGAGUGGAUUUUAUCGGAUUCGGGGAAGCCAUGGGACUUGGGGUCAGGGGUGCAAGGACAGCGUUCCUGUGUUUAUGGAGGUUAUUUUUACUGCUCUAUGGCAUCUGGAGCGCUCGAGCCCAAACGUCAGGGGACGAGAAGUCGCUGUACUUCUGGGAGACAGGUCCAUGGGGCAGGUGUAUGGGCAGCGAGUGCGGUCCAGGUGGGAGUCAGAGUCGUGCGGUGUGGUGCGCUCACGUGGAGGGCUGGACCACCCUUCACACCAACUGCCCUCAGUCCACGCGGCCGGCAAACCAACAAAGCUGCUUUCGCGUCUGCGACUUUCACAAGGAUCUGUACGACUGGAAGCUGGGUUCGUGGAACCGGUGUGUUCCCAUAUCUUUGCGGACAGGUGCCGGGCGUGCUGGCUUAUGUUUGCAAGGCGAAGAGGGCAUCCAAACACGGGAGGUAAACUGUACGCUCAAGGCGGAUGGGUCGCCGGCCGACGAUGCCAUCUGUGAGUACUUUGAACCCAAACCCCGACAGGAACAAGCCUGUCUCAUCCCCUGCCCUCAGGACUGCGUGUUGACCGGGUUUACCCCAUGGACCACCUGCUCCAAGACCUGCGGGUUGGGUCUGCAAAACCGUGUGCGCUCUGUUUUGGCGCCGCCGCUUUUCGGCGGUCUUCCCUGCCCCAAUUUGACGGAAUUCCAGACGUGUGCGCCCAGGGCCUGCGAGGGCAGAGAGACGGUGUUCAAUCUGAGAGUGGGUGGAUGGAGCGAGUGCAAACUGCCCCCGCAAUCUCCAGUGCCACCGACAGCAUCCUCCCCCGCUCCCCCACGUGCCGUACGGCAGGCACGACGGCGGAAAGGCAAAGCAAAGAAAGGAAACAGAGACCCACAGAUGCGUGAACUUAUCAAGAACAAGAGGAACCGCAACAGGUUGAACCGACCAGGUGGCGAUCUCUGGAACAUCGAAGUCGGCUAUCAGUUUCGACAGGUGGUUUGCGUCCAUCGCAAUGGAAGUACCGUAUCACUCAGCCAGUGUCCCCACUGGAGCCUUCCGGAAACGUAUCAGUCGUGCAUGAUGCCCAAAAACUGUGCCGUCAGUGAAUGGGGCCCAUGGGGCAACUGCUCCAAGACCUGCGCCGACCCCAGCGUUUCAAAGGGCACAAGCUCUCGCAGCAGACAGGUGACGCAGCUUCCGGUUGGAGGGGGGACGGAGUGCCCCCAGAUAGAGGAACGUCAAGCCUGUGAGCCCGAGGGCCCCAGGGUGCCACCCUGUGCCAUUUAUGCCUGGCGGACCACAGAAUGGAGCGAGUGUCGUGUUGAUGCGCUGCUCGGGCAGCAGGACCGGCGUCGGGUCAAUCAGACCGGCCUGUGCGGUGGAGGCGUUCAGAACAGAGAGGUCUACUGCAUCCAGGCCAAUGCUGAACUACUCAACUUCAUCAAUAACAAUCAAGACAAACAAGAUGGCCAGUCUAGAAACGGUCAGACGCCUAGUGCCCCUCCCCUCCUGUCCAUCAGCUUUGAGAUCUCAGCAUCACAGCCCAUGUACAGCCGCUUGUGCACGGGAUCCACUCCAAGCACCACGCAGAUGUGCCACAUCCCGUGUCCUGUGGAGUGUGAGCUGUCGCCGUGGGGCGCCUGGGGGCCCUGCACCUUGGAGAAUUGUGAUGAACCGGUCAUAAAGAAAGGAUUCAAGUUUAGGCGGCGAAACAUUACUAAUAACCCCACGGGUGGCGAGGGGAGCUGUCCUCACCUGGUGGAGGCUGUCCCGUGUGAAGAUCCCAGCUGUUUUACCUGGCAGCUGGUCAAACUGGAGCAGUGCGUUCCUGAAGACGAUAUGGAUUGUGGAGAGGGAACCCAGAAUCCACAGGUCCGCUGCAUCAACAGUAAAGGAAAAGAGGUGGAAAGGGAGCUGUGUGGUGAUGCCGUCUAUCCUGCACCUGCGCCCUGUACAGUCCCGUGUCCUAAAGACUGCGCUCUCAGCAUCUGGACCCAGUGGUCCACCUGUUCCCAGACCUGCUCCAGCAAAACCACAGAGGGCAAACAGAUGAGAACUCGUGCCAUACUGGCUUACAAUGCAGGAGAAGGAGGUGCCAGCUGUCCGAACAGCAGCUCCCUGCAAGAGGUGCGUAACUGUAACGAACAUCCCUGCGUGGUGUAUCACUGGCAGGCAGGUUCAUGGGGACAGUGUGUGGAGGACACCAGCACAUCCAUCCUCAACAACUCCUCUGGUGCGGGCAAAGCCACCUGCGCCAUGGGAAUGCAGACACGCAAGGUCAUUUGUGUGAAAGUCAACGUCGGACAGGUGCCGCCCAAAAAAUGUCCAGAUGCCCCUCGUCCAGAGACAGUGCGACCCUGUCUGAUACCCUGUAAGAAAGACUGUAUAGUGACACCCUUCAGUAACUGGACACAGUGCCCAACGUCAUGUGAAGCAGGUUCGAAUGGGCAGAAUAGUAAACAGACUCGCUAUCGAGUGAUCAUCCAGAUGCCUGCUAAUGGAGGUCAGGAGUGUCCAGACGUCCUUUAUGAAGAGAAAGACUGUGGCCCUCCAUCUGUCUGUCCAGGUUACAGAUGGAAAACACACAAGUGGCGAAAAUGUCAACUGGUGCCGUGGAGCAUCCGCAGGGACAGUAGAGGAGCACAGGAGAACUGUGGGGCUGGAGUUCAAACACGAGCUAUCUCAUGUAGGCAGCUGGAUGUUACAUUGGUGGAUGUCGCACACUGUCUGAGGUUUGCCAACACUAUGCCCGCUGUAAGCCAGUCCUGCCAGUUACCCUGUAGAGACGACUGCCAGCUCACCAACUGGUCCAAGUUCUCUUCCUGCAGCUCGGACUGCGUCGGGGUCCGAACGCGGAAGAGAGUUCUCGUCGGAAAAAGUAAGAAGAAGGAUAAAUGUAAGAACAGCCAGAUGUUCCCGCUGAGCGAGACCCAGUACUGCCCGUGUGACAAAUACAACGCCCAACCGGUGGGGAACUGGUCCGACUGCAUUCUGCCCGAGGGCCGCAUGGAAAGCGCUCUGGGCAUGAAGGUCCAGGGAGAUGUUAAGGAGUGCGGGCAGGGCUAUCGAUACCAGGCCAUGGUGUGCUACGAUCAAGACAACAGGCUUGUGGAGACGUCACGCUGUAACAGUCACGGUUAUAUAGAAGAGGCUUGUAUCGUUCCCUGUCCCUCCGACUGCAAACUCAGCGAGUGGUCCAACUGGUCACGCUGCAGCAAAUCCUGUGGCAGUGGGGUCAAAGUUCGCUCCAAGUGGCUCAGAGAAAAGCCGUACAAUGGUGGGCGACCCUGUCCGAAACUAGACCACCUCAACCAGGCGCAGGUCUAUGAGGUGGUGCCAUGCGUCAGCGACUGCAGUCAGUAUGUUUGGGUGGCAGAACCCUGGAGCGUGUGGAAAGUGAGUAAUGUGGACCUGAAGGAGAACUGCGGUGAGGGCGUGCAGACCAGAAGAGUCAGGUGUAUGUUAAACACAGCGGACGGCCCGACUGAUGGGGUGGAUGAUUACCUGUGUGAUCCAGAGGAGAUGCCGCUGGGCACGAGGGAAAGCCGUCUGCCCUGCCCGGAGGACUGCGUGCUAUCAGACUGGAGUCCCUGGACCCCAUGUGACCUGCCGUGUACUGGAAGAGGCGAUCGUGAGAGGACCGCCUUCGCCCUGCGUCUGCCUAAAGAGGGAGAGGAUUGUCCAGUUAGCAUGCAGACCGAACCUUGCCUCCUGAACCGCAACUGUUUUCACUACAGUUAUAACAUCACAGACUGGAGCACAUGCCAGUUAAGUGCCAACGCUGUGUGUGGAGUGGGUCUGAAGACAAGAAUGCUCGACUGCGUUAGAAGUGACGGCAAAUCCGUUGACCUCAAGUACUGUCAGAAGCUGGGCUUGGAGAGGAAAUGGCAGAUGAACGCCUCCUGUACGGUGGAGUGUCCAGUCAACUGCCAGCUCUCUGAUUGGUCAGCCUGGACGGACUGCUCCCAGACCUGUGGCCUCGAUGGGAAGAUGUGGCGCAGACGGACGGUGCUCCAGGCAUCUCAGGGAGACGGCAGGCCGUGUCCGUCCCAGAUGGAGCAGUGGAAGCCGUGUCCUGUCCAGCCCUGUUACAGAUGGCAGUACGGCCCCUGGUCAGAGUGUCGUGUUGAGGAGGUGGUGUGCGGGGUGGGCCUUCGUUUCCGGAACCUGUCGUGCUUUGUGUCUGAUGGAUCCAGCGAGGGGAAAAGCAGCACUGUAGAGGAGGAUCUGUGUUCUAGACUGGAACAGGCCGUCGAUGGGGAUAAAAACAUCGUUCUGGAGGAGACCUGCACUUUACCCUGCCCUGGUGACUGUUACCUGAUGGAGUGGUCCGACUGGAGCUCGUGUCAGAGCGUGUGCGUGAAGGGACAGCGUUUGGAUUAUUCUGCAUCGCAGGUCCGGUCACGUGCCGUCGUCGCUCAGGAACCAGAAAACAUCGCUCAAUGUCCCGAUCAGGAGUGGCAGUCCCGUCCCUGCAGUGAUGGAGAGUGUUUGGAGUACAGAUGGGUGGGCAGUUCUCAACUCAUCUGGUGUGAACGUUCAGAUGGAAUGAACGUAACAGGUGGAUGUCCUCCGACCCUGCCACCAGCUUCAGAUCAGUCAUGUGAUCCUCCGUGUGACAAGCUGCAAUCAUUGUGUUCAGAGGAUGGUUUGUGUGUGUGCGAGGAGGGCUUCACUGAAGUGUUGACUGCGAAGGGGCUUUUGGAGCAGUGUACACCAAUCCCAGUUCUCGAGAUCCCCACGGCAGAAGACAAGAAGGGCGAUGUGAAGACCAGCCGGGCCAUUAACCCCACCCUUCCCACCACAGAACAACCGGGCCGCGUCGGACGCACGUGGUACCUGCAACCCUUCGGACCAGACGGUAAGCUGAAGACGUGGGUUUAUGGUGUGGCGGCAGGUGUUUUCGUCCUCCUGGUCUUUGUAGUGUCCAUGAUUUACCUCGCAUGCAGGGACUGUGCCAUUCAUCGGUCACUCGGGACGCCCGAUUCGAACGGUACUGUGGUGUGGAUGGGGCAGGAUGCUCACGAGCUGACGUACACCUGUCCUGAGUGCCAACAGUCCGGUCGAGAGUUAGAGUCAGUUAAAGGCUCCUGAUUUACAUCCAUCACAACCCCGCUGCCUCCACCUCACGCUGCCUUAUGUUCUGUCUCAGCUCUGCAUGAGCCGCCCGGUAUGCAGCCUGUGGCUUUAUUUUUAAACUGUCACCUAGUGAGAUGCCUACAUAGGCAACAGCCUUCAAAGGCAACAUCCUAUUUGAAAAACACACAUCAUCUCAGAU